AUGAAACCUCCUUCAAAUGUAGUUGCAGGAAACAGUGUGGCAAUCCAAAUUUCCUUGUUUAAUUAUCAUCCUACUGCUAAGAUGGUUGUUCUGUACGUCUGGUUUCAAGAUUUUGUCGGGGGCUCUUUUGUAAAGGUCAACGGACGUAACUCCACACUAAAAAUGCAAGUCAUCGAUACAAAUUUGGAAAAGUAUGGAUUCUACAAUAUUACCGUUGCUGUGUACGAUUUAUUGGCUGGAUAUAAAAUAUUAGACAGUGCUGAGAUACCAAUUUUUGUCAAGGCCCCAGGUGUACAACAAGAUUACAACGUUCCAAAAAUAAUUUCGUUAAAUGGAAGAUCAUCAUGGAUUAAGGAGACCAUUAAUAUUUCAUUGCCAAGUACAGCUUUGCCGAAAACCAAGUUUCUUUUCAUUACUAUAACGGGAGAUAUUCUGGCACCAAGUAUUAAUGGACUCGAUCAUUUAAUACGUUCCCCCUGUGGGUGUGGCGAGCAGACAAUGAUGUUUCUAGCACCAAAUAUUUACGUUAUACAUUAUCUCAAAAGUACAAAACAGUUAUCAACGGACAUGAAAAGGAAAGCAGUUACAAAUAUCAAUAGUGGCGUUGACAGAGAACUCCGUUGGCGCAGACAUGAUGGUUCAUUCAGUAUAUGGGGAAACCGUGACAGACAUGGGAGUACUUGGCUGACAUCGUUCGUUUUGAUGUGCUUCCACCAAGCUGAUGAUUUUAUACCAGUAGAGAAAGGAAUCUUUGUUAAAGGUUUAAACUGGUUAUUACGGCAACAAAACACAGAUGGCUCAUUUGCUGAAAAUGGACGAGUUAUUCAAUACCAAAUGCAGGGAGGUGUUAGAGCAUCUCGAGUUACAAUGACUGCUUAUGUUCUCUUGACAUUGUUAGAGUUCAAAGAUUUUUCGGAAUUUAAGACAAAAAUAGCUACUGCAAAAACUAAGGCGAUGCAGUUUAUAACAAGAUCAAGCAAUAUAAAUGGAUUGCGAGGGAGUAAACAUGGAAUGGCUCUAACCAGCUAUGUGUUACAAAAAGCUGGUUACUCUGAUAAAGCAAAACUUGUGUACGCCGGUUUAAAAACACAAGCAAAUUUCCAAGGCAAAUAUUUGUUUUGGCAAAACAACGGCAAUCGGGUAUACAAACAAAAACUGAGCUGGCAGUCUCCAAAUCCGAGAGCAAGACCAAUUGAUAUAGAAACGUCAGCGUAUGCAUUACUGUAUCUUGCCGAAAAGAAGGACAUGUCACAGGGCAUAAAAAUAGUGAACUGGCUUGUCUCCCAACGGAAUCCCCAAGGAGGUUACUCAUCAACACAGGACACAGUUGUAUCCCUCCAUGCACUCGCCAAAUUUUCUAGCUUGCUUCAACAAUCGAGCGUAGAUGCUGAGGUAAAAGUGAAAACUGACUUCAAAGAAAAAACGGUACAUGUAAACAGGAAAAAUAGGCUACUUGUUCAAAGAAUUGAGUUAGACAAAAGAACGAAACAUGUGGAGAUAAAAGUAAAGGGGAAAGGACUCGUUUUGGUUGAUACUACUGUGAAAUAUAAUGUCAUGAAAAGCGGGGAUUCAACAUUUGAAAUCAAUACAACAAUAUCGUCAUCUAAGCAAACAUUUGACAAAAUCACAGUUAAUGUUUGUAUAAGGAGAAAAGAUAACAAAGACAAUGGGAUGGUGCUUGCUGAAGUUGGACUUCCGUGUGGAUUUAAAGGGGACCUAUCUAAAACUAACGCACGGGGGCUCGAUCAUAAAGAGGCAAUGUCGGAUAAACUUGUGUUGUAUUUUAAAAAUCUGAGGAGGAACUGGGUGUGUUUUGACGUGACAGGUAACCGCGUGGACAAGGUCACUGAGUCACAGGGAGUACCCAUCAUUGUGUACGACUAUUACGAGCCAGAGAACUACGGUAUUGCAAGCUACCUGACAGGAAAACUGCAGGAGAUGAACAUCUGUCAGAUCUGUCCAGAGUGCAACAUUUGCAAAGAAAUUGUCCUUGGCUAAAGCCGAAGUUGGACAUGUUUGAAUAUAAAGGCAGACUUUAAUAAAAUAAGUAAUCAUACUCAG
Magallana angulata is the source of this 2061-nucleotide messenger RNA. RefSeq names its product CD109 antigen-like. Bases 1 to 1998 code for a protein of 665 amino acids. NCBI's taxonomy places the organism in Eukaryota, Metazoa, Mollusca, Bivalvia, Ostreida, Ostreidae. Gene Ontology annotation, cellular component: extracellular region. The record is from RefSeq and is a predicted model, not a curated record. The transcript has 17 exons.